Molecule: messenger RNA, 5254 nt
Organism: Carya illinoinensis
Lineage: Eukaryota; Viridiplantae; Streptophyta; Magnoliopsida; Fagales; Juglandaceae
Product: protein RNA-directed DNA methylation 3
Exons: 18
Coding region: 117-4871 (1584 amino acids)
Biological process (GO): regulation of transcription by RNA polymerase II; regulation of DNA-templated transcription elongation; transcription elongation by RNA polymerase II
Cellular component (GO): DSIF complex
Molecular function (GO): mRNA binding
Source: RefSeq, a predicted model, not a curated record
GCCAACCUUCGCUGGUGAGCCUUCACAUGCUGACUCGGGAAGCACAGUACGGGGAUACUGCUUAAAUAGCCCUGUCAGUGUGCCCCCGUCAGUGUCACCCCCAGAAAGUGGAAAAAAUGGCGAGGAAGGGCAAGGAGGUGGCCGGAAAGGCUCCCGCCGGCAAAAGAAAGCGCGGCAGAGACGACGACAAGUCUGGAUCCAUUUGGAAGAAGAGGAAUCGCGAGGUCCUCCAGUUCUUCGAGGACGUUGUUGCCGAGGCCGACGAUACCGAUGCUAGCGACGACAGUGACAUAGAUAAUUAUUUUAUGGAGGAAGAAUUUUUUUCAGAGCCGAAUAUCAAGAGAGAAACAGAGAAUGCCCAGGACAUUCCUCUUGUGCCCAAAGAGGAGAUCAAUGAAGAUGAUUUCGAUAAGAUAAUGGAGGAACGAUAUAAGACUGGUUCUGAUUUCUCUACAUUUGCUGGGGACGAUUAUGAUAACAAAAGAUCAAUUGAAAGAAAUUCUCUCAUACCUUCUGCUAAGGAUCCAACCAUCUGGAAAGUUAAAUGCAUGGUUGGACGUGAGAGGCAGUCAGCUUUUUGUCUCAUGCAGAAAUAUGUAGACUUGAAAUUAUUAGGUUCCAAACUCCAGAUAAUUUCUGCAUUUGCUCUUGAUCAGAUGAAGGGUUUUAUUUGUAUCGAAGCUGAGAAGCAAUGUGACAUCAAUGAGGCAUGCAAAGGCAUUUCUAGUAUAUAUCCUACCCGGGUAAUGCCAGUGCCAAAAAAUGAAGUUUCUCAUUUGUUCUCUGCCCGAAGUAAGUGCAAUGAAGUUUCUGAGGGCACGUGGGCUCGUGUGAAGAAUGGAAAGUACAGAGGAGACCUAGCACAGAUUGUAGCCGUGAACGUUGCACGGAAAAAAGCAACAGUGAAGCUUAUUCCAAGAAUUGAUCUACAAGCAUUGGCUGCGAAAUAUGGUGGGGGAGUUAAGCUCAAGAAAAAUUCAAUUCCGGCACCAAGAUUGAUGAGCACAAGUGAACUUGAGGAGUUUCGGCCUCUCAUUAAAUUCAAACGUGAUCGUGACACCGAUACAGUUUUCGAGGUUCUGGAUGGAUUGAUGUUCAAGGGUGGAUAUUUGUUUAAGAAAAUACCAACAGAUUCUUUAAGUUGCUGGGGCGUUGAGCCAUCAGAAGAGGAGCUCCUGAAGUUUAAACCUUCUGUGAAUACUGAAUCUGAUAAUUUGGAGUGGCUUUCACAGCUUUAUGGUGAACAAAAGAAAAAGCGGAUUGUAAGAAGUGAUAAAGGGGGUGGAAAAGGAGAGGGCUCUUCAGGAUCUGGUGAUGUGAAUGGUUUUGAACUGUAUGAUUUUGUUUGUUUUGGGCGUAAAGAUUUUGGUGUUAUCGUAGGCAUGGAGAAAGAUGAUUCUUACAAGAUUUUGAAAGAGGGGUUAGCAGGACCUGAUGUGGUGACUAUUCAGCUUCCUGAGUUAAAGAGUGGGCCUUUUGAUACGAAAUUCACUGCUUUGGAUCAGCGCAUGAAGCCCAUAUCUGUCACUGAUACUAUAAAGGUUUUGGAAGGACCAAUAAAGGGUAGGCAAGGGAUUGUUAGGAAAAUCUACAGAGGCAUAAUCUUUUUCUAUGAUGAGAAUGAGACAGAAAAUGGUGGUUAUCUCUGUGCUAAAUCCCACUCGUGUGAGAAAAUCAAGUUAUUCACUGAUAUGUCUAAUGACAAGGUUGGUGGUGAAUCGGGUCCAUUGGGUUUUGAGGACUUCGCAUCAUCUCCUAAAUCACCUCUUUCUCCGAAAAUGCCAUGGCAAGCUAGGGAAAAUAGUCGUGAAUUCAAUCGUGGGGAUAAAGAUGGAAUGUUCUCUAUUGGUCAAACCUUGAGAAUCCGUGUUGGUCCUCUAAAGGGAUACCUCUGCCGUGUUUUAGCUUUACGUCAUUCUGAUGUUACAGUCAAGUUGGAUUCACAGCACAAGGUUCUUACAGUUAAAAGCGAGCAUCUUUCUGAGGUUCGAGGAAAGAGCUCUACCAUAUCUAUGAGUGAGAAUCCAGAGUCCAGUUCUUUAGAGCCAUUUAAUCUUCUUGGAACCGAAGGCUGCUCCAGAGAUUGGAUGCAGGGAGCAGGAACAUCAGCAGGGAGUGAUGGGUGGAAUUCUGGGGGGCUGUCUGCUGGAAGGAGCUCUUGGCCUAGCUUCCCUGCCUCUGGGUCAGCGCUUCAGCUGGAGUCCAGUUCUGCGAAUCCUUUAGAGGGUAAUGAUGCCGAAAAAGGUGUGGAAAAUGCUGCUUGGGAGAGCAAAGUGAUUCCUAAUCAAAGUUCAUCCUGGGGUGUUGUGGCAACUCAUGAAAAGUCAUCUUGGGGUGCUUCAGCAUCUAAUGGAGAUCCAUCCUUGGAUACUGCAGUUAUUAAUGAAAAAUCAUCCUGGGGUGCUUCCACAGCUAAUGAAAAUUCAUCGUGGGGUGCUGCAGCUGCUAAUGAAAAAUCAUCCUGGGGUGCUUCCACAGCUAGUGAAAAAUCUUCUUGGGGUACUGCAGCUUCCAAUGAUAGGGCUGUUGAUCAAAUUGCAGGCUGGGUAGAGGGCAAAGAUGCUUGGAACAAAACUAUUUCAAAAACUGGAUUUGGGGGCAGUUCAUCUAACAACUGGGAUAAAUCAGUAGCACCUGACAGAGAUCUGCCAGGCUCUCCAAAAGUUUCUGGAGACAAUUGGGGCAAAGGAAACCCCAAAAUUGGAAUUCUGGCUGAUUCUUCAAAUGAUGCUGGUGUCACCUGGGAGAAAAAAACUGCAUCUGAUAAUCAGGGUGGUGAGAGAACAUCAGGGGAACCAUGGAAUAAAGGUAAGGGUAUUGCUGCAAAUCUGACCAGCAAUUGGGGUAAUUCGACUGCUGGAAAGACUCAACUGGAUUCUUGGGGCAAAAGUAAAGAUCCAGCUGAAGCUGGAUUGUGGGAAAGGGAAAAGAACGAUUGGAAUGACAGGAAAAAUAUGGGAUCUGGCUGGGAUCAACAGAACUCAUGGGACCAAGGCAAAGAUGCAGUUGUCGGUGAGCGAUCUCCUUGGGGAAAACCUGUGGACAGUGAAGUUAAAGGCACCGCUUCUGGAUUUCGAGAAGAUUCUUGGGGCAAGGCUGUUAAAAACUGGAGCACUAAGGAUGGAUCAAGUGGAAGCAAGACUGACUGGAAAAUCUCGACGCCUGUGGCUGAGAAUCAGGCUGGGGAUUGGGGUAAUGCUGGUGGGAAUCAGACCCAAGCUGGAGGUUCUUGGAAUAAACCAGCCGGAGGGUCAACGUGGAGUAAAUACGCUGAUGCAACUUUGGAAGAUGAAUCUAAAGGCAAGAGGGAUCAAGAAGACUGUUGGAAUAGAUCCAAAAGUUCUGGUGGGGAUCGAGGUUCUUCUUGGAAUAAACAAGAUGGAGGUUCCUGGGGUAAACCAGCUGGGGGGUCGACAUGGAGUAAACAAGCUGCUGCAAGUUUGGAAGAUGAAUCUGAAGGCAAAAGGGAUCAAGAUGACUCUUGGAAUAGAUCCAAAAAUUCCAGCGGGGAUCAAGGUUCUGGUGGUUGGAACAAAGGGUGGGUGGAAAAUAAAGAGGAUACAAACGGGCGAGAUAGCUGGGCGAGGCCAAAAGCAUUUGAUAAGGAUAGUGGGUUUGGUGGGAGAAGGGGGAGAGGAGGUGGCCGGGGAGGUAGAGAUCAAUUUGGCAGGGGAAGAUCAUUCAGUCAGCGACUUUCUGGUUGGAACGGAGCUCAAGAAAACACAAGUACAAAUGAUGGGACAUCCUCAGGAAAUUCGUCUGGGUGGACCAAUGACCAAGCAUGGGGCAGUGGGGAUACUCGCCAAAUGUAUGGAGGUAAGUCCUCUGGCUGGAAUAAUAUUACUACUGGAAACAAUGAAGAGGAUGACCAUAAAGAUCAAUGGGGUGAUUGGAACAAGGGGAAAACAUCAUCUGAUGGUUCGGCACGUGGAUGGAAUCAAAGUUCUGGUUGGAAAAGUGGAUCAAAGGAUGGAAAAAAUGAUGAUUCUAAUUGGGGCAGAAGUAGUUGGAGCUCCGGAUCAAGUGAUGCCACUAGAAACCCGGAUUCAAGCUGGGGAAGAAAAAGUGAUGGGAAUGAAGAUGGGAACCAAGAUUCUAAUUGGGGCAAAAGAAGUAACUGGAACUCUGAAUCUGGUGAUGCAAACAAGGACUCAGGCUGGGGCAAGAAAAGCAAUUGGGCAAGUGGCAAUCAGUCAAUAGCUGGUGGAAGUGGAGACCAAACGGAGAGUUUCAGUGAAAGGGCAAGUGAUGGGAAUUACAGAGGAGGUUUUGGAGCUAGAGGCAGUUCAGACAGGGGAGGCUUUAGAGGUAGAGGGGGUUUUGGAGGCAGAGGUGGAGACAGGGGGGGUUUUGGUGGCAGAGGCAGAGAACGGGGGGGUUUCGGAGGUAGAGGUAGAUCAGACAGAGGAGGUUUUGGUGGUAGAUCAGACCGAGGAGGAUUUGGAGGCAGAGGCCGUGGAAGGUGGGAUCAAAGUGGUGGUUGGAAUAACAGAAACGACAGUAGUGAGGAUAAGCCCUCUGACUGGAACCAAGAGGCAGGCGAGGGAUGGAAGAAAAAUGACGGUGUAGAAACUUGGAAUGGAGCCAGUGAUAAGAAUAAAUCGCAGAGUUGGAAUGCAGGAAGCUGUGGAACUAGCAAUCAAACCAGUGGGUGGAAUAGCAAGGGUUGGAACCAGCCAACAGCAGCUAAAGAUGCUGCUGGUAGUGGCUGGAACAAAGGAUCCGGUUCAAGUAAUGAAGCUGGUGGAAGCAAGGGAAACAAUGCAGGAUCAACAGAAGCCUCUGGCGGGAACCAGUGGUCAAGCUGGGACAAAUCAACCAUAGGCACUGAGAUUAAAGAAACUAAUCAGCAAGGGGAAGGAGGUUGGUAAAAAUGCACUAAAGCAUUAGCUUGACCUAUGUUCAGAGUUCUUUUUCCUGUAGAUAUCGGUACUACUUCAAGUGUACACGGGAAGGGUCUAAGUGAACUGUAUGGAACCCGAUAUUAUACUUAAAAUAACUGUAUGGCUUUACAUUUUGAACCAUAUUGCUGGUGUAGGCAGUUUUUGGACUGGCAUCAUGCACAGCAAGAGAUGUUCAUGUUUUUCAUGGCAUUGGAUGCUGAAUCGCAGCAUUAAAAAUUUUGUGUGAUGUUAUUGACCGGCCUUUGUUUUGGUUCAAAAUGAGGCCGUUACGUGUUUCUUAUUGAUGCUGUUCAGAUUUCGUGGGAUUAUCGCCCCUUUUUGCAGUCAUUUUUGUGGCUGCUUGUUCAUCA